This is a messenger RNA of Kwoniella botswanensis, 306 nucleotides long. RefSeq lists its product as uncharacterized. Bases 1 to 306 code for a protein of 101 amino acids. The record is from RefSeq and is a predicted model, not a curated record. The transcript has a single exon. NCBI's taxonomy places the organism in Eukaryota, Fungi, Basidiomycota, Tremellomycetes, Tremellales, Cryptococcaceae.
AUGGCCGAAUUCCAUUUCCUAAACAAAGUCCAACCACCUCAAGUGACCUCUUUGAACCUCCCUCCCAAUCACUCCUGUAACUUGGUAGCCAAGAGGAAGAUCGUAGUUAGACCUAAUGAUUUACCAAUCUUGCAACCUGAUGGAGUAUUGGUCAAGGUCAUCUCAACAGAUGAGUAUUAUCUCCUUUUAUUCCUAUAUGCCAUCUCACUUAGCCUGGACCACAUGCGAUUUAAGCUAACAUACUUUCUUUGCGUUCUAUACGUAUCUGCGGUUCCGAUCUGCAUAACUACCUUGCAGGUGGAGUAG